This is a messenger RNA of Zingiber officinale, 1766 nucleotides long. RefSeq names its product protein DNA-DAMAGE INDUCIBLE 1-like. Gene Ontology annotation, biological process: proteolysis. Gene Ontology annotation, molecular function: aspartic-type endopeptidase activity; protein binding. The transcript is spliced from 16 exons. Bases 231 to 1466 code for a protein of 411 amino acids. The record is from RefSeq and is a predicted model, not a curated record. Lineage: Eukaryota; Viridiplantae; Streptophyta; Magnoliopsida; Zingiberales; Zingiberaceae.
CGCUUGACAUAUUCCUUGCUUCUUCUGCAAGACAAAUUUGGAAAGUGCAAUUGCCUUUAUAUCUUCUAUAGUCGCAGACCGAUUCAAUUCCUUGUUCGACAACCGAUAAGAUCUCUCUCUGCUGCCUCUUGGAUUCCUCUUUUCUCCCCCAAAUCCCGUCUUUCUGAUUCUUCUCUAGACAUCCUUCCUCCAAACCCUAAAUUUGCCCCUCCAACGCCCGAUUAGUGCCAAUGAAGAUCACCGUGAUGACCCCUGACGACCGGUUCAUCACGCUCGACGUCGAUGCCGAUGAGUCUGUUGAGAAUGUUAAGGCCCUGCUUGAGGUGGAGACGAAUGUGUCACUUCCCCAGCAACAUCUGCAUUUCAACGGGAAGGAGAUAAGUAAUUCGCAACGGUUGAGCGCUCUUGGCGUCGGUGAUGGUGAUAUGAUCAUGAUGGUUUCAUCAGCAGCGGCAAGUGCCUCAUCUGCUGAAUUGAGAUUAAAUGCUGAUGGUUCAGCUGUCAAUCCCUCUGCCUUCCAGCAGCAUAUUCGGCAUGAUUCUCAGUUGAUAACGCAACUUCUUCAGAAUGAUCCAGCACUUGCACAAGCUAUACUUGGUGACAACAUUAAUGAACUUCAGAAUAUCUUGCUGGAGCGUCAUCAAAUGAGAAUGGAACUACGCAGAAAGCAAGAAGAAGAGCUUGCUCUGCUUUAUGCUGAUCCUUUUGAUGUUGAGUCUCAGAAAAAGAUAGAGGCAGCUAUCAGACAGAAAGGAAUUGAGGAAAAUUGGGAGGCUGCUUUAGAACACAAUCCUGAAGCUUUUGCAAGAGUGGUUAUGUUGUAUGUAGAUAUGGAAGUCAAUGGAGUACCUUUAAAGGCUUUUGUCGAUAGUGGAGCACAAUCUACAAUAAUUUCCAAAAGUUGCGCUGAAAGAUGUGGGCUCUUGAGACUCCUUGAUCAGCGCUACAGAGGUGUUGCUAUUGGUGUUGGCCAGUCAGAGAUAUUAGGUCGAAUACAUGUUGCACCACUUAAGAUUGGCCAUGCAUUCUAUCCUUGCUCCUUUACUGUGUUGGAUGCACCAAACAUGGAAUUCCUUUUUGGGCUUGAUAUGCUUCGUAAGCAUCAGUGUAUAAUUGAUUUAAAGGAGAAUGUUCUAAGAGUGGGAGGUGGAGAGGUUUCAGUGCCUUUUUUGCAAGAGAAAGACAUACCAGCUCAUAUCCGUGAUGAAGAAAGACUGUCAAAACAAGCAUCAACAGGCCAAGGAUCUGCUCCUGAAUCAUCAGGAGCAAGAGGGAAGACUCCAAAUAUCUCUACACAAACCCAGCCCUCAGGAACUCCAUCAAUUGGUCAAGCACAGGUUGCUGAUUUUGAAGCUAAAAUUGGCAAGCUUGUGGAGCUUGGGUUUGAUCGGGCAUCAGCAAGUCAGGCCCUUAGAUUGUUCGAUGGCAAUGAAGACAAAGCAGCAGCAUUCUUGUUUGGGGGUUAACCAUUUCUUUUUCAACUAUAUUCUUGCGGAAAUUAUGACCUUGCUUGCGGACAUCUUCUGAUGGUCUUUAUUGGAAUUUGGUUAUGGUAAAAAAAAAAAAAACCUCCUCAGAUUGCCCAAAAAUACAAAUGAAGGCAGGAUUGCAUUGUGACAUUGUACUCAUAUGAUGUAUCAAGAUGGUCAAUUAAUUUAUUUCGCUGGAAUUUUGUAGGCAUUCAGGUUAAUUCUGAAGCAUAUUUGUGCGACUGCUGCAAUUUUCAUUCGAGUGCUCUAAAACAUUUCACCAUUAUUGUUGCUUUU